This is a messenger RNA of Nematocida major, 2532 nucleotides long. RefSeq lists its product as uncharacterized. Lineage: Eukaryota; Fungi; Microsporidia. Bases 1 to 2532 code for a protein of 843 amino acids. The record is from RefSeq and is a predicted model, not a curated record. The transcript has a single exon.
AUGAGGUUGUGCUUUGGAGUGCCAUUAUGCGGACUGCUUUCAGCCAUGCAGAUGGCAAAAUGCAUACAUCUGACACACAAAGAGAUGCUGGCGUGCCAGAACAAGGAGGUGGGCCACGUGGGCGGAGAGCCCGUGUAUGUGAACACGUGCUGGGGCGGGCACCCGGUGUGCAUAGCGCAGAUUUGCCGGCUGGGGCAUGUGUACAAAAUGCGAGCGUACUCGUGCAAGGUGAACACAAGCUUCAGUCUGGUGCCGAACAGGUACUUAGGCAAGCAUACAUAUACGAGAGAGCCGGAGAAGGACUGGCUGCAUUCGGGAAUGGAUGCUCGCAAGGGUAGAUACAGCGUGAAGUUCCACAGGGCGCUGCUGCAGAUGUUUGGGCUGCGGAGAUCCAGCGGGUCGGAGUACGACUGCCUGACGGUUGGGUGCGCGCGCGCAGGCUCUUUUAUUCAGUUCCUCCGGGAGGGCUGCAAGACGCAAACAGAGGCGCACUAUGUGCUGGCAGCGCUGCUGCUCCUGUGCGAGGGCGUCGACGUGCCGAUUGAGACAGCUGGGAACAGAGUGAUUAUAAAAAAAAGAAAAUGCAGCAAUGGCAUACUGGUUGAUGCCCGCAUGGGAGGGGCAGCUUUAGGCAGCAGAAAAUGGCAGGGUUCCGAGGCUUGGCAGGUGAUAAACUUCUUCAAGCAGUACAGAGGCACACACAGGCUGCCGCACACAUAUAAAGAGUUUAAAAUGGGCGAUUUUCUGAGGAGCCCGCAGCUUCUGAUUCUCACGUACAUAGGCGAGUACGUGAAAAGCGCAGAGGAGCUUAUGUCUGUGAUGGGGUGUGCGUUCAAGCUUGUGAAAGGCAUGGGGCUGGCUGAAAGCUUAAAAAACCCAGGAAGCGUGGUCGGGCGGCUGUUUGUGCCUGCGAGCCGGCUGCCCGAGGCCCAGGCGUAUCUCGCGCCGUUUCUAGAGACGUUUCCUGCUUUAGCGGCCUUGGAGCAUUUGGAAGAGUUUAAGCACUUUCAAAACGAAGCAGAGGCACCGAAUAAAGCAAAAGAUGCCUCAGACGGGGAGGAGGAAUACUUUGACGCCCGCGGCACGAACUGCAGGUUUAUUGGAGAGUGCUUUCUCUUGCCGUUUCUUGCGUUUGACUCCGAAAACCACGCGUACAGCCUGGAGGGCCUUCUGAGCGGGGCCGAGAACACGGAGGAGGUGGAGAAAACCAGGGCGUUUUUUGGUGAGCUGCAGGCGUGCAUUGAAAAAAAGUGCUCUUCUUUGGGGUUUCCCAAUGACACACAACAGCAGAGGUACAGGGACCUGUGGCUCAAGAUGAACACGCAGUUUAAGGAGGCGCUGGGGAAUGCCGCGCCGACAUUCCUAAACAAGAUGCGCGUGCUUGCGCAGAUGGCUGGGCGGCCGCAGGCCGUGGUGGACGAGCUGGCGGCACAUCAGGCGGCCAUGGAUGCGAAAAGAAGUACAGAGCUGACCCCCAAGGCGAUCGAGAGCGUUCAGGCGCUGCUGCGCUCGAUAGCAGUGGAUAAGCGCAUGGAGGUGACCAUUAAGAAGCAAUUGGAUGGGUCAGAGCCCAAAGGCUAUCUUUUUAUAGUAAAGCAUGUGAAAAUAGGCGCGCGUAUCAAGCAAAUUCUGAAUCUGUCGUUCCGUAAAACAAGCUCCUCGAAGAUAUCUAUUUUGCUGCCAUGGUUUAGCGCUUCUGAAAGCUUGCAGAAUGAGCUGGGCGUGGCGCCCGCAGAAUACAGGCAGCAUAAGCGGUUUUCGAGCUUUGUGCUUGCGGAGUGCAUGCACCAGAUGGCGAUAGGGGCAGCCGCGCAGAGCUUUUCAUACACAACAACUAAAGAGCUGCAGAAGGCCGCGAAAAAGGCUGUAAAGCACAGCGCGCGCAGGCCGAAUAAGGUGCUUUUGGCGUUUCCGGUUGCGGGCAAGGACAUCAGAAAAGAGCUUGUCUCUGCGCUUGUGCUGUAUACCGAGCAGAAGAAGAUUGCGCCGACUCCAAAACAUCCAAUAAGCCGGCUGGUUGCAAACGUGAUAGGGAGCAUCGACCUUGGCGCCAUGGCAGCGCAGUAUAGGGUCUUGGGAGUGCCUGUGGCCACCGGGACUCUGCAUAAUUUGUGUCCAAGGGUGCAGCUGUCUGACAAGCUGCAUCGGGAGAUUUGGUGUUCGCAGAAAUUUGCCAAAUAUGACGGGCUGUAUCCUGCCAAAAAGGCGAAAGUGCUUAGAUACAAAAGCAUGAUGCGGUAUUUCCGGGAAUACGCUGUGAAGGCAGGUGAGCCGCUGUACAUGUGCGAGAUGCUGAAAGAUGCUGCUGAAUACAAAAGUAAUUGCACGUGUCCAUCUGCGGCCGAUCCGUGGAAAACGCUGAAAGAUAUCUGCGUGCUUUUGCGGGCAGAUCACACGGGGGAGGAUUUGCAGAGGGCCGAGGAACUGAUUGCGCGGCUGCAGCAUCUCUGGAAUAACCGCUUCCAGUAUAUGAAGAGGGUGCCGAAAAUACAGUGUAAGACUUCCGCCAGAAGUGUGUUGAGCCAGAAAUGA